AAUUUUAAGCAAGUGAGUAAUCAUAUCUGUUGGAACUUAUGGCGAAAACACAGUCCAAUACACAAUUGAGCAAGCAACUCUCCUGGUUGCUGCGACAUGGCGCGCAAAAAGAGGGAUUAUCAAUACAGCCAGAUGGUUUUAUUAGCGUCUCGGAUAUUUUGAAGCAUCCUCGCUACGGAAGAAGCUACAGCAUAGAAAAGCUGCAGGAAAUUGUGGCAACUGAUGCUAAGCAACGUUAUACACUACGUUGUAAUCCGCUAACUGGCUCACAGGAGAUUCGCGCCAAUCAGGGUCAUUCACUGGCAGCUGUGGAGGCGGAGGCAUGUCUGGAGCGUAUACAAAGUGUUGCCGAGCUGCCUGAGGCUGUGGCACAUGGCACUUACUACAGAAACUGGGAGCGCAUCAAGAUCGAGGGCCUUAAACGUAUGCAACGCAACCAUGUGCACUUUGCCGUCCUGAGUGGAGAUAACCGUGCGAUCUUAAGUGGUUUUCGCAGGGAUUGCCAACUCCUGAUUUAUUUAAAUGUGGCCAAGGUGCUGCAGGAUAAGCUGGAACUAUUUCGAUCCAGCAACAAUGUCAUACUUUGCGCUGGCGUCGAUGGCUGCAUUAAACCUCAGUACUUUCUCCGAGCUAUUGAUCGAUCCACGGGGAAAGCGUUGGAAUUUUAAUCAACAUACCAAUUUGAUCAGCUGUGCUAGAGAAUUUUUAGAAUUUUAGUGUGUCUUGUAAAUAAAAUGUACUCUGUGUGUUAA
Molecule: messenger RNA, 752 nt
Organism: Drosophila innubila
Lineage: Eukaryota; Metazoa; Arthropoda; Insecta; Diptera; Drosophilidae
Product: tRNA 2'-phosphotransferase 1
Exons: 1
Coding region: 39-668 (209 amino acids)
Biological process (GO): tRNA splicing, via endonucleolytic cleavage and ligation
Molecular function (GO): tRNA 2'-phosphotransferase activity
Source: RefSeq, a predicted model, not a curated record